This is a messenger RNA of Choloepus didactylus (southern two-toed sloth), 805 nucleotides long. RefSeq names its product transmembrane 4 L six family member 20 (gene TM4SF20). The transcript has 4 exons. The coding region runs from base 3 to 689 and encodes 228 amino acids. Lineage: Eukaryota; Metazoa; Chordata; Mammalia; Pilosa; Megalonychidae. The record is from RefSeq and is a predicted model, not a curated record. Gene Ontology annotation, cellular component: membrane.
CCAUGACCUGCUGUGAAGGAUGGACGUCUUGCAAUGGAUUCAGUCUGCUGGUUCUGCUUCUGCUGGGAGUAGUUCUCAAUGCAAUACCCCUAAUAAUCAGCGUUGUUGAUGAGGACCAACAGUCCCCUAACAUCAUCUCUUGCUUUGAGUGGUGGUUCCCAGGAAUUAUAGGAGCAGGUGUGAUGGUCAUUCCAGCAACAAUAAUGUCCUUGGCAGCAAGAAAAAGAGCAUGCUGCAACAACAGGACCGGGAUGUUUCUUUCAUCCCUUUUGAAUGUAAUCACAAUCAUUGGUGCUGUGUAUUGCAUGUUGGUAUCUAUCCGUGCUCUCUCUGAAGGACCUCUCAUUUGUAACUCUCUAGACAAGCGUACUGUCAGUUGUGAAUUUUCACUGAAAAACUUAAGCGACAUUCAUGCAGAAUCCUUCAAUCUGCAGUGGUUUUUCAAUGACUCUUGUAUACCUCCAGCUGUUACCAGUAACUCCAUCAAUACCACCACGGCCAAUGACUGGAGAAAAUAUAGCUUGAGCUUCAGUUCUGAAGAAAACACACAGAGGAUCAUCUACCUCUCAGUAUUUGUAGGUCUAUUAAUUGUUGGUAUUCUUGAACUCCUGUCUGGACUCAGUCAGAUAGUCAUUGGUUUCCUUGGCUGUCUGUGUGGUGUCUCUAAGCGGAGGAGUCGAAUUGUGUAGUUGAAUGGUAAUAAAAUGGAAAUAUCAAUAGUUUGAAUCAUUUGAGAAUUACAUUUAAAAUAAAAAUACACUCGUUUAGAAGAACAGGGAAACAUUAUCUAAAAAAAAAUUUGUCA